Musca domestica (house fly) is the source of this 3013-nucleotide messenger RNA. RefSeq names its product IQ and AAA domain-containing protein 1-like. The record is from RefSeq and is a predicted model, not a curated record. Gene Ontology annotation, molecular function: ATP binding; ATP hydrolysis activity; protein binding. Bases 181 to 2784 code for a protein of 867 amino acids. NCBI's taxonomy places the organism in Eukaryota, Metazoa, Arthropoda, Insecta, Diptera, Muscidae. The transcript has a single exon.
UCGAGCAUUUGAGGUCGUAUUUCAACAAUGACACGUUGAAUAUUGGUUUCCAAAAGCGUUGAUCGUUGCUGGUUUAGUUGUCCUUUUUCGUACAUUUUGGCCUUGUUUUCCAUCACCUUGCCUUACAAGAAUAUUUGACAUUUUCAUAAAAUUUUUUAAAAGUAACUCACCUAAAUUAUAAUGUCCUUCGAUUUCAACUACAAAAUUUGGGUGGCUACCAAACGCAACAUUGGCCAUUUAAUAAAACUACAAAAUGUUCUAAAGAAGAGAGAGCCCAUCGACGAUCCACGCAUUUCAUUCCAAAUACUAUCCGAAUUGUAUAUUUUUUACGGCGAAUUGGUGGACAAAUUGACUUAUUUGCACCGAAAAACAUUUCAGGUGCAAAAACGCGAUGUAAUCAAGGAGCUAGUGGGACCCGCCAUUCAGACCCUCAAGAUGUUAAAAAGCGAACUGUGUAGCAUUGAGCUUAGUGAAUAUGUUUACAUGGACCAGAUUCUCAUUCCUCGCAAGAUCACACCCUAUAACUUGUGCAUUUGGCGUUCGCCAGACUUUCUGUACACCAGGCCGCUGGCGUAUCAAAAUUUCCUUUAUGACAAUAGUCUAUGCAUGGAUGACUUGGAAAAAGAGGGAAGACUGAACGAGGAAAAGGCAAAUGUGGUUAAAUGUGUUACGCUUCUGCAGGCGCACGAGAGAGCAAGAAGUUCUCGAGUAUACAGAGCCGCUAUUAUGUUCGACAAAAGCAAUUUGAAAGUUCGAUUCGAUAAGCGAGUCACAUACAAAUUCACUUAUAAACCGGGCCAGACAUUGAGUAUACCGGUGAAAAGGACAAAGUUCAAUGUCUCUAUAGUAAAAGCAAACAUAAGUUGCCAAGAUAUUUUAAAAGACCGAGCAAAUCAAGUACGCAAUUGUUAUGAGGGUGAUAAGGUUGGCAUGACUGAAGAAAGGCAGAAAGCGGCUGUGUGCAUUCAAAACGCUUGGAGAGUGUACAAAGCGAAGAAGUUAGCUAAAAAGCACUCGUUGUGUCAAAAACGACUUUAUGGAAUGAUCGGAAGUAAGCAUUUGCAUGCACCCCACGAGCGCACACAAAGUAUCCUUGAUCUCUACCGUGACGACUCGAAGAAAAAAAUGUUGGACUCCAAAUUUGAAAAGUUGAUAACCGACGAACGCACAAGAUUGUUACAAGAACGGGCUCCAAAUAUUAUGGAGGAUAUUUCAGAUCACAUAAGGGCGUGGUUUAAGGAAUUUUAUGAUAAAGCUGGCGAUUUCCAUCCGUAUCCCGAAUUUGCCAAGAAUGGAACUGUUUUGGUUCUCUUGGAUGAAACUAUGAACUUGGAAGAGUUUAGAGAAUUUCAGAAUUCACAAACUAUGUCCAAAGAGGAGAAAAAAGCAAAGGCGGACAAAGAGAAACAGAAGAAACUAAUAGAAAAGGAAAAAAUAAAAAAGAAGAAGCUAAAGGAAGCUAAGAGACGCAAGAAGUUGAAAGAUGCGGGAGUAUACGAUAUCGCCUACCAAUUAAGCUCUAGCAAAGAUAUCGAAAAAAUUGAAGAGGCCAUCAGAAGGUAUUCGGUCGAAUGGCGAACUGUGGACGAAUACCUAAACAAGAAUAGUGAAGCGAUUUCAGAGUGGGUCACCGAAAACGAACUUUCCAAAAUCCACAAGGAAUUGCGAACUCUUGUCGAUAGCUAUAUGAGACUGGAAUACGAAUUACUCAAAAAGGCACGAUGCACCGACAACAAAGAGAAGUAUAAACCUCCAAAAGAGAAGAAAACAAAGCCACCGGCGGAAAGGAAAAAACGAAAAAAAUUAGACAUCACAGAGCACCGCACAAUCGAAUCGCUAUACGAAGAACUGCGAGAAAAGAGAAUCAUAGGGGAACAUAUGGGCAGAUCAUUUAGCGAUUUUAUAGGGGAAUACAAUUUUGUGGCCGAUGAUACUAGAGACGAUAACAAUGCCAUAACGACAGGGCCCGAACAUGCUGACAUGAAAGCCGUUAUCCAAGACUGCCUACUUGGAUACGGGGACUUCGUCGUGGAUAAACCAAAGUCAAUUUGUAUUAUCGGGCCUGCAAACUGCGGCAAACAGCUCCUGUGCAAUGUAAUUGCCUCCGAACUGGAUGCGGUUCUUCUCGAUUUGAGUCCUGAGAAAACAUUUCAAUUUGCCGACAGUGUCAAUUACUUUGUUCAAAUCGUGAUGAAAGUCGCAAAGGAGUUUCAACCCAGUAUUCUCUUCAUCAAUGAUGUCCAUCGAUUGUUCUGGAAGAAGAUACCAAAAGAUCAAAUUGAAAAACGGCCCACGUUACUGCAGAGGGUCAUAACGAAGAAGGUUUUGAAGACAAUCAAGAAAAACGACAAAAUCAUGCUUCUGGGUACAAGUGAUGCUCCAUGGGAAGCGAAACCUAAAUUUAAGAAGAUUUUCCAAAAGAUAAUCCUAGUGCCAAAGUCGGGAUAUGGAACAAUAUAUCUUCUAUGGAUGAAUAUGUUGUCGCAGUUGAUUGGUGAAGACGCAUACGAAGAUUACAUAAUUACAGCCCUAACAAAAGUAUUUCGUUCAUACAAUACUGGAGAGAUAGUGGGCAAUUCUCAAAAUACACUAAAUCUGAAAAGACGCAUGAAACUUCAAAGAAACGGUCUUGACCCCAUGGAAUUUAUGCACCAUUUUAUGCUACGAAACGAACCAUUGUUCCCUCCACCGGACAAGAUUGUAGCAAAAUUUGAGAAAUGGUAUAAUAAAAUCAGUCCAUACACCAAAUUGAAAGCUUUGAAAAAAUCACCGAAGAAAAAAUAAAAAAUAAAACAUUAUCAAAUUAAGUAUGGAGCUAUGCCUUACUGAGAAGAAGAUCAUAUGUUUGAGAAUUUGUUUGCUUGUAUCUCCUUCGAGACGAGCUUAACUUUCCAAAGAACGGCCCCCUAAAGCCAUCAUCCACACCAAAUGAGCCGCUUAACCCACGUCAUGGUAGUGAUCUGCAAAUUUCAGAUCAAUAUGCUCGUCUCGAAAGAGAAACAGACAAAUAAAA